AUGAAAUCAGAUCCGAGUAAAAGAAAUCUAGAACCUUUCUGUGAAUUUCACGAAGGACAUGGUCAUAAAAUCGAGGAUUGCCAUGCAUUGCGAUUGGCAGUCGCCGAACUCUUAGAGCAAGGGCACUUGACGGAGUUGCUUUCGGAGAAAGGGAAACAAGCAUAUUAUCGGAACAGGGAGCAAGGAGCGCCACCACCACUUCCCGAGCCAAAGCGAGUAGUUAAUUUUAUUACAGGUGGUGUAAAUAUCAACAUCACAGGAGGGCUGGACGUCAACAAAUUCACUUACACUUCAGGCAUAAAGUUCAAAAGAGUAACAACCAGAAGUGAAAAAAGGGAUAGGCUGGCUCUCGUUGAGGAUUGUAUCACCUUCGAUGAAGCCGACGCCGAUAAUACACAAUUUUCGCAUAAUGAUGGGUUAGUAAUUACUUUGCGCAUCUUAGAUACUGAUAUUAAGCGUGUUUUUGUUGAUCAGGGAAGUGCUGCCAACAUCAUAAAUAUCAGGGUCAUAGAGGAGAUGAAAUUGACGAGCAAAAUAAUCCAUAAAUCCAUCAUGCUCACUGGGUUCAAUAAUUCAACAGAAAGAACUCUGGGUGAAAUCAUUUUACCAGUAGUAGCAGGUGGAGUGGAGCUACAAACUGCUUUUUCAAUCAUGUCCUCUGCAAUGGCUUACAACAUGAUAGUUAGACGUCCUUGGAUUCACGCCAUGAAAGCCGUGCCAUCAACAUAUCACCAAGUGAUCAAAUUCCCAACGCCGUAG
Messenger RNA from Lycium ferocissimum, 759 nucleotides. RefSeq lists its product as uncharacterized. Lineage: Eukaryota; Viridiplantae; Streptophyta; Magnoliopsida; Solanales; Solanaceae. The record is from RefSeq and is a predicted model, not a curated record. The coding region runs from base 1 to 759 and encodes 252 amino acids. The transcript has a single exon.